UCCUCGAGGACUCAGUAGAGCUUUGAGGUGCGCGUGAGGCAGCAGCCAAGGGACUGCCCCCAACUGAAACAAGUGGAACUUAACACGUGAACGGCACGAGCGGGACGCACCCCCUCGAGACUUGGGUGAUUUUCUUUAUAAGUUUGUUUUAUUUUUCUUGGAAUGGACAUCACAGCCAAGAUGGAAAUUAACCUCAGCCAGCAGCAGCUCCUUCCACCCGCAUGCUACUUCUCCUCCUCCAUGCCGCAGAGCAUCCAGCUGAGCCCGAGCGGCAGCAGCCAGAGCAGCGGGAAGUCUGCGUCCAAGCAGCCGAAGAGGCAGCGCUCCUCCUCUCCAGAGCUGCUGCGGUGCAAGCGGAGGCUCAACUUCGCGGGGUUCGGCUACAGCCUGCCGCCGCAGCAGCCGCACGCCGUCGCCCGGAGGAACGAGAGGGAGCGGAACCGGGUCAAGCUGGUCAACAACGGCUUCGCGACCCUGCGGGAGCACGUGCCCAACGGAGCCGCCAACAAGAAGAUGAGCAAAGUGGAGACGCUGCGCUCGGCCGUGGAGUACAUCCGCGCCCUGCAGCAGCUGCUGGACGAGCACGACGCGGUCAGUGCGGCGUUCCAGUCCGGAGUGCUGUCGCCCACCAUGUCGCAGGGAUACUCCGCAGACAUGAACUCCAUGGCGGGGUCACCGGUGUCCUCAUACUCGUCAGAUGAGGGCUCCUAUGACCCCCUGAGUCCAGAAGAGCAGGAGCUGCUGGACUUCACCAACUGGUUCUGAGCAUCCGUAUGAGAAAUAUGGAUCAACUCAUUUAACUGUUGUAGUGCGCUUGGGAUGGUCCCGGAGAAGGCUGGCGGUCCACAACAACAAGACGCACUGUCAAAGCCUUUUGGUCCCGCGUCCUGAACGACCGGUCCUCCCAGACUGACAGACAGACAGACACGGCCUUAAAAGUCCUGAAAACUUCGGGGUGAAAUCAGGCCAGAGAUCAGCGCCAAAGGAUUAAAGAAAGUUGGAUCUCCUGACAGCGUGGGAAUCCAAGCUUCUGUGCAUUCGUCCACGAUUUAAACAAACAAACAAACCCUAAAGUGAAUUCACGCUCUUCAGCAGCACAUUGAAAACAUUAUUUAAUACGCCGCUCUUCAACUAUGCUAAACCCAAUCACAGAACAGCAUACCCUUUGGUAAACCUCUCAGAAAAAUGCUUCCAAGUCGCGGAUUUUAUUCUAUGAAAUUCUAUAUUGAACUCUUUUUUUUUUUUUUUUUUUUUUUAAAUAUAUUAAGAUAUUUUUGUAUGUAAGAGAUUUAUAGAUGUUUUGUACACAUCCUUUUUGUAUAUAUUUUUGUCUAUAUAUUGCGAAAGUUGCUUCUAUACCUCCUGCCUAUGUAGACGUGUAGUCUAUUAUUCUCUGGCUCUUUUUGUUCAUGAGGUUUUUCCCAGAAGGAGUUUGACACUCCGCCUUUUUAUUCUAUAGCACCGACGUGUCUUAUUUAAUAGCAAAACCAUGUUAUUGCAUUAAAAAUGUCAUGAAGUUAACGAUGAUCAAAACUUAUGCAGCUACUGUCCAAACAGAGCGCAAUGACCAUGCAUUGUCUCUCUACACUGCCAGCUCUAUGUUGUCUUCACAUAAAAAAAAAGUCUUAUAACCAUAUUUUCUACACUGAAGUCCAAAAUAAAAUGAUUUGCUACUGAA
Molecule: messenger RNA, 1678 nt
Organism: Labrus bergylta (ballan wrasse)
Lineage: Eukaryota; Metazoa; Chordata; Actinopteri; Labriformes; Labridae
Gene: ascl1a
Product: achaete-scute family bHLH transcription factor 1a
Biological process (GO): regulation of transcription by RNA polymerase II; developmental process
Molecular function (GO): RNA polymerase II transcription regulatory region sequence-specific DNA binding; DNA-binding transcription factor activity, RNA polymerase II-specific; protein dimerization activity
Source: RefSeq, a predicted model, not a curated record